CAGAUUUUAGAAUGAACAAUAAGCUACAAUUGCUGACUGAAUAGUUGAGAUUCAGAUUUAAAAGAUAUCACCAAGUUCAAUCAGUAGAAUCACAAUACAUCAUUAUGCUUUGGUGUUUACGAGGCAAAGUACCACUAUGGGGAAGUGAGCAAUUCCACCGACAGCUGAGUAGCACUCUACUCGCAACGUCCAGAAAGGCGGUAUCAUACUCCAAUCGCGCCGCAACUUAUAGUUCAUUAUGUAGCUGUACGAAGCUUAUAAACAAUAACAUCAAAUUAUCAACUUUAAGGUUUGUACAUACUAGUCGCGCACAAAAGUCGAGUGCCAUUCCUGGAGCUGUCAAUUUGUCAGGAGCAACGACGGGCUCACAGGCAGCUUCUGUCUCUAAUGCAAUGUCCAAGUUAAUGACGGAGGCACAAACAAAACGCGUCAGCGUUUAUUUCAUGGGACUUGCUGUAAUGACGGUCGGUGCCGUUGUUCUUGGUGGGAUCACGCGAUUAACAGAAUCUGGCCUUUCAAUGACGAAUUGGCAUCCCUUAUUUGGUAUACGCCCUCCAAUGACUGCGGCGGAAUGGGAGGAAGAGUUCAAGGAAUAUCAGAAGUAUCCGGAAUACAAAUAUACAAAUAUGCAUAUGACCGUCGACGAAUUUAAAUCGAUUUUCUACAUGGAGUGGUUUCAUCGUAUCUGGGGGCGUAUGAUCGGCGUUGUGUAUGCCGUGCCAGCCGCUUAUUACUUAACGCGUAAAUGGGUACCCUCCAGCGUGAAACGUCCCAUUGGUUUAGUGGGAUUGCUCAUUGGAUGUCAGGGAUUGAUGGGAUGGUACAUGGUCAAAAGUGGACUACACGAGGAUCCAGAUCCCAAUGCCGUACCUCGCGUCAGUCAGUAUAGGCUGUGUGCGCAUUUGGGGCUGGCUUUGGUUAUCUAUACGGUUACGUUUUGGCAAGGGUUAAAGAACAUGACUACACCCGCCAAGAUCACCGAUCUGCGUGCAGUGUCGCUGAAAUAUAGAGUACACGGUGCUGCUGGACUCAUAUUUUUGACGGCUCUCUCUGGGGCCUUCGUAGCCGGUCUCGAUGCUGGACUCACAUACAAUUCUUUCCCUAAAAUGGCUGACCGGUGGGUUCCAACUGACAUGUGGGCCUUCAGUCCGUGGUAUCGAAACAUUUUGGAGAAUCCUACCACGGUCCAAUUCAAUCACCGUGUACUUGGUAUGACCACUGCGACUACUGUGCUGUGGUUAUGGGCACAAUCUCGUAAAGCUAGACUUCCCUACCGAGCGAAGGUGGCAGUGAAUUGUAUGGCCGGUAUGGUGUGUCUCCAAGUAUCGUUAGGUAUUGCUACCUUACUCUACUUCGUACCCACUCCUUUAGCCGUUACUCACCAAUCAGGGUCUGUUGCGUUGUUAACGACUGCUUUGUGGGUCAUGAAUGAAUUGCGCUUCGCCCGGAAAGCGAUCCCUCGGUUAUAGCGGUCAUUUUGCUUCGGAGUGGCUAUUGAACCCUAACUGUCGAAAUCAACAAGAAUGUUAUAUAUCUCAAAUUAAAUAGAAAAAUAACUUAUCCGA
Messenger RNA from Sphaeroforma arctica JP610, 1565 nucleotides. RefSeq lists its product as hypothetical. Bases 105 to 1469 code for a protein of 454 amino acids. Gene Ontology annotation, molecular function: oxidoreductase activity, acting on NAD(P)H, heme protein as acceptor. NCBI's taxonomy places the organism in Eukaryota, Ichthyosporea, Ichthyophonida. The transcript is spliced from 6 exons. Gene Ontology annotation, cellular component: mitochondrial inner membrane. The record is from RefSeq and is a predicted model, not a curated record. Gene Ontology annotation, biological process: heme A biosynthetic process.